CCCCUCCUCACCGUUCUUCGUUACUCUCCCUCUACGUGUCCAACAGCAGGCCAGCUCUCCUCCUUUGCUCAGUAUGUCUAACCCUACCAACACAGAGAAUGUGUCCACCUUGGAGACGGCCAUGCAGCUGAUGAUCCAGACCUUCCAUAAGUAUUCUGGAGACGAGGGCGACAAAUACACCCUGAGCAGAGCAGAGCUCAAAGUGAUGCUCUCUGCAGAGCUGGGCAACUACCUGGGGAAUGCCCAGGACAAGGAAGCAGUGGACAAGGUGAUGGGGGACCUGGAUGCCAACAAUGAUGGAGAGGUGGACUUCACUGAGUUUGUUAUUCUGGUGGGGGCGCUCACCGUCGCCUGCAACGACUUCUUCCUGGAGUACAACGACAAGGGGGAGAAGAAGUGAACACAACACACACAUGUACACAACACACACAUGUACACAACACACACAUGUACACAACACACACAUGUACACAACACACACAUGUACACUCACACACAUGUACACUCACACAUAUCUAUGCUCUCUCUCUCACACUCACUCACUCAGGAGAGGAGGAUGAUUAUUAUGAGACAUCUCCACUCAAAUCCUGGCUAGGCUUAAUGUCUACUUAUUAAUAACAGAGACCUACACACACCAUACAUACCACACACAUGCACACACACACUCUGAGAUGUUCAUAGAUGCAUCGUGGCACACUGGGUAGUGUGUUUAGUGUGUGUGCCAUCUCGAUCCAAACCCAACACCCAGAAGUUUAUUCCAGAGUGAAAAUGUGGAGAGUUUAAGUCAUCAUUAAUAGCGGUCAUUGUUGAACAUGUGAAUAUAAUUUCUCUAUCUUUUCAUUCGUUUUGUUAAACUGUUCCUCCUCGAUAGAAUAAACAUGACAUUUAACCAAA
Molecule: messenger RNA, 894 nt
Organism: Salvelinus fontinalis (brook trout)
Lineage: Eukaryota; Metazoa; Chordata; Actinopteri; Salmoniformes; Salmonidae
Product: protein S100-A1-like
Exons: 3
Coding region: 74-400 (108 amino acids)
Molecular function (GO): transition metal ion binding; calcium ion binding
Source: RefSeq, a predicted model, not a curated record